Corticium candelabrum is the source of this 3375-nucleotide messenger RNA. Its product is annotated as myosin-IIIb-like. Gene Ontology annotation, molecular function: microfilament motor activity; protein binding; protein serine/threonine kinase activity. NCBI's taxonomy places the organism in Eukaryota, Metazoa, Porifera, Homoscleromorpha, Homosclerophorida, Plakinidae. The transcript is spliced from 29 exons. Bases 90 to 3245 code for a protein of 1051 amino acids. The record is from RefSeq and is a predicted model, not a curated record. Gene Ontology annotation, cellular component: myosin complex. Gene Ontology annotation, biological process: regulation of actin filament length; peptidyl-serine phosphorylation.
GCACCGUUGCCGACUGCUACACUCUGCUACACUCAUUUCCUCCUCAUCAGUCGUCUCAUCCAUCAUACUCCGCGUCCACACACAACACCAUGGCCGCCCUCGCCCGACCCCCCGUCGGCAACGUCGACGAUUUGGCAAGUCUCGCUCGUCUCGACGAGAAAGCUCUACUCGGAGAGCUCGAAACGCGCUACAACAAUGACGUCAUAUACACGUACGUGGGAGAUAUUCUCGUUGCUGUGAAUCCGUUCAAGACGUUGCCGAUUUUUGAUAAGAAGCAUGCGGCAAAGUAUCGGAAGGUUGUGAAGUCGCAGGUUCCGCCGCAUAUUUAUUAUGUGGCUGAUGCUACGUAUCAGAUGAUGCAGGAGACAGGGAGAAAUCAGUGCUGUGUGAUCAGUGGUGAAUCAGGAGCUGGAAAGACCGAGUCUGCAAAAUACGUUAUAAAGCAGCUUAUUGAGUUGUGCCAUGGCAAGACUUCAUUGGAACAGAAAAUAAUCCAGGUGAAUCCUCUCUUGGAGGCGUUCGGCAAUGCUCAGACCAUAAUGAAUGACAAUUCGAGCCGAUUUGGCAAAUACAUUCAAUUGAAGUUCAGGCAAGGCCAAGUUCUGGGUGCCAAAAUUAAUGAAUACCUUCUGGAAAAGUCACGUGUUGUUCGCCAAGCACCAUACGAGCGUAAUUUUCAUAUUUUCUACUAUCUAUUCUGUGGACUGGAUGAGGAAGACCAGGCAAAGUAUUGCCUUGGCGAUGCUAGUGACAAAAGGUAUUUGUCAAAUGGUGCUGGUCCAUUGAGAACACACAAGGCAGAGCUGACAAAGGGAUAUGGAGAACUGGAGGCGGCUAUGGAUCUCGUUGGCUUUGAAGCUACUGAACAAGAGAAUCUAUACGUCGCUCUCGGUGGCAUCCUCAACCUCGGCAACGUUGAAUUCGAAGGUGACUCCGACAAGUCGAUGGUCAAAGACCCCGAAUUAGCACUCAAGAAUGCAGCCGUAUUGUUUGGGCUUGAUCCAAUGCAGCUUGCUGACACGAUGACUGUGAGUAUGACGGUCGCGAGAGGUGAGCAGAUUCGGAGGAAUUUGGGCGUCCACAAGGCGGAGGAUGCACGGGAUGCCAUUGCGAAGGUUAUCUACAGUCGAUUGUUUAGUUGGAUAGUUAAUCGGAUCAACAGCCUCUUGGCACCUCCGGUCGCAGUCAAACAGAGUGAAAUCUUUGAGAUUGGUAUUCUCGACAUUUUUGGAUUUGAGAAAUUUGACCACAACAGCUUCGAACAGAUCUGCAUCAAUCUUGCCAAUGAACAGUUGCAAUUCUUCUUCAACCAGCAUAUCUUUACAUUGGAGCUUGAAGAGUACAAACGAGAGGGCAUCAGUGCAGCUGACGUGAAAUUUUCUGACAACAAACUGAUUCUUAGUUUCUUCUUACAGAAACCAAUUGGUUUGCUUGCUCUGUUGGAUGAAGAUUGCUUUUUUCCUAAAGCGAGUGAUCUCUCGUUUUUGGAAAAGUUGACGAAGAAUUUUAAGAAGUUGGAUUUCUUUGAACGAGCGAAAGACACGAGCAGCACUUUCUUUGCUGUUCAGCAUUAUGCUGGGAAGGUUGAUUAUGACACUGAUGGCUUUCUGGAAAAGAAUCGAGACACUCUACCAAGCGGCGUCACUGAAAUGCUACAGAUCAGCAAGAACUCACUGCUCAACACGAUUUUUCGUGGCACAAUCACUAGGACAGGCACAUUGGCACUACAGAGUCGUCGUGCUGUUGAUCAUAAGUCACGAAUGAAAAGUAGAGCGGUGAGAGGAGCACGAGGCGCGCCUGCAGGAAAGAGCACGAAGAAAUCUAUGACUGUUGGAAGUCAGUUCAAGAGCUCUCUGGAAGUGCUCAUGGAGAAGAUGAACGCAGCUCGUCCUCACUUCAUCAGAUGCAUCAAACCCAACAAAGCCAAGGCAUCCAAUUGCUUUGAAGAUGACUACGUUGAAGCUCAAUUGAGAUACACAGGCAUGUUGGAGACGAUUCGUAUUCGACGUGAAGGCUUUGCCGUACGACCAACAUUUGAGGAAUUCUUCUUCAGGUUUCAUACUCUCGCAAAGAAAAAAGUCACAAAGUCGUCAGCUGAAAACUGCAGGGUGAUUCUUCAAGGGACGGGCUUACGAGAGUGGCAGAUUGGCAAGACGAAGGUGUUCCUCAAGUACUGGCACGUUGAAAAGCUCAGCGAACUCUUGGAGAAGGUGCACAGCGCGGCGACUCAUUUACAGCGAAUUGCUCGAGGAUUCAUAGCUCGUCGUCGGUUUAAGAAACUGUUGGCAGAUGGUCGCCGACAGGCUGGUCUUGUUGCUGACUUUCUUGAGUAUUUGCCUAAUGGAGGAACAAGAAUCAAGGAUCGUGUUGUGAAGCUUAUUGUAGCAGAUAAGGCAAGACCCAAAGAUUACUUCAACCCCAAACAGGCUGCUCCUGCAGUCGCGCUUCCUCCUCCUCCUCAAGCAACAUUACCAUCCGAUGCUGAUCUCCCUCCUCCACCACCAGAGGAUGAAGAUGAAGAUGACUCAGAAGAUGAAAUAGACGAUUUCGAUGAGGUCAUUCCCAAACGAGCGGACAACAAGAACAAACGUUUCGGACGGAUGGGAACGAAAGCCGCUUCGGUUCGUUGGUUCAAAGAGACUCAGAAGGCAGUCGCCAUGCAGUCAGACGGACGUUUCCAUGAAUGGUUUCAUGGAAUCAUAACAAGAAGGGAUGCUGAGCAAUUGUUAACAGACAAACCCAUUGGCUGCUUUCUUGUCCGAGUCAGCGAGAGUCGAUUUGGUUACUCACUGUCAUUCAGAGUUGCUACACGUUGUAAACAUUACAUGAUUGAUCAAACACCUUCCGGGAAAUUUAUUGUUGUCGGUGAACCGAAAGUUCAUAAGAACCUGGCUGCUCUAGUCAAAUAUUACCAACAAAAUCAAGUAAAUGAAGACGGCGACAUCUUGACUAUUCCAUGUGGGCAGGCACAUGGCCAGCUUGACUAUGCAGACUUACUGGAAGAGGAAGAAAUGCGAGGCAUGGGAUCGAUGUCUGCACGUGGUCGUCCUGUAUCGUCCGACUUCUCUCGGCCUGGUGGUCGUUCACCAAUUCAAGUUCGUCGAUCAGCAGCUAGGCCACCGUCCUCUGGUCAGGUAUCAAGUAGACAACAGGCGCAUCAUGCUGGAUCUCGUGCAGGCGGCUCACAUAUGAAGGCAGCCUUGUCGCCUUCGGGAGGUGCUCCUCCACCACUUCCACCUCGAUGACUUGCUAUUGAACAAACGAACUGAACCGAAUGCGUAGAAAUCGUGUAACAAAGAUUGAUUUGCUGAUGAUUGGCUUGUCUGCUGCUGGCAGUAUGUAGGGAUUUUAAUGUGUUUGUUGUGAGACAGUUGA